AUGAAAGGAAAAUAUAUUUCUAAACGUGAAAUUUCAAUUAUGAAGAAUAAUGACAUCUUAACUGGUCAUGAUAUAAAAGACAUCAAAAAUCCAACAUUGGUUAUAAAGGUGUUUUUCAAGAGUGGAUUUGAUUUUGCAAUUGGUGGGAAAUUACCCGGACUAUGGGGUGGCUCUAGAGAAUCAUGCAAGGGCUGUUCUGGCGAGGCACGCGAUUGUUUCUCAACCAGACUGAUGUGGCGAGCUGAUGGACAUUAUGAAGUCUAUGCAUAUAUUCCGUACAAUCAGGACGGCGGCUUUCAACACUGGUGUGAUCGUUAUGAACACGACCAUAAAAAAGUUAUAUGCCCAGCAAGAAAAUGCGGAGUAGAAAUCGGAAAGACAUCAACCGAUAAAUUUAAAUUCAUACCAGGCCAGUGGUAUAGAAUUCGACAAGAAGUGAACCUAGGACAUCCCAAUCAACAUGGCCGUGUAACACUCUGGGUUAAUGAUUUAAUGGUGGUUAAUAUGAACCUUGUUCUCCGUCAGUCAAGCAGUAUUCAUAUCGAUGGGAUGUUUUUCUCUACCUUCUAUGGCGGGAGUUCAAUAGAUUAUAGUAAACAUGGGGACACAUAUGCUUAUUUCAAAAAUUUCCGAAUCACCGACGAAAAGAAGCCAAUACAUCAUGGCGAAUUCUUCGUAGGAAAAUGA
Mytilus californianus (California mussel) is the source of this 687-nucleotide messenger RNA. RefSeq lists its product as uncharacterized. NCBI's taxonomy places the organism in Eukaryota, Metazoa, Mollusca, Bivalvia, Mytilida, Mytilidae. The coding region runs from base 1 to 687 and encodes 228 amino acids. The transcript has 2 exons. The record is from RefSeq and is a predicted model, not a curated record.